Micropterus salmoides (largemouth bass) is the source of this 1332-nucleotide messenger RNA. It is a transcript of the gene bag2, whose product is annotated as BCL2 associated athanogene 2. The record is from RefSeq and is a predicted model, not a curated record. Gene Ontology annotation, biological process: protein stabilization. The coding region runs from base 130 to 756 and encodes 208 amino acids. Lineage: Eukaryota; Metazoa; Chordata; Actinopteri; Centrarchiformes; Centrarchidae. Gene Ontology annotation, molecular function: protein-folding chaperone binding; adenyl-nucleotide exchange factor activity. The transcript is spliced from 3 exons.
CCAUGUUAGGCAAUGUUCUCCCAGGGGCGCUGCUGCUGUCAGCUGGACAGCUUGGAGUGUUGAUCGCACACGGGAAGAGUUUCUCUCCGGGACGGAUCAUCAUCAUCGUAACAAUAAUCAUUCGCCCUCAUGGCUCAAGCAAAAAUACACGCGAAAAUGAACGAAGCUUCCUGCGCGAAGUUCAGCAGGACACUGUCCAUGGCAGAUCGCUCCGGACGACUCCUGGAAAGUUUGGAUCAGCUGGAAAUGAGGGUGGAGGCUUUACGCGAAGCAGCAUCGGCCUUGGAGCAGGAAAGGGAGUGCCUCCUGGAAAUGAUUCAGUCCAUCCAGAACGGACAAGAAAUGCGUAACAUCUGUCCUGGGGAGAGAGAAGAGUUAGAGUUAACUGCAAACCGUAUAAUGGGCCGUACGCUGUCUGUGGAGAUCUCUGUUGGCACAAUCAGAAACCCCCAGCAGGAGGAUGCGCUACGCAAGGCCACGACUAUCAUUGAUGAAAUAGUGAAGAAGUUACUGGAUGACGUGGAUGCCAGCCGGCAGCGGCUGCUGGCCCUGCAUGCAGCCUGUGUGACCGAGGCACCGCCCGUCCCCAUCGACCAGAAGUUUCAGGCAAUAGUGAUCAGCUGUGCUCUGGAGGACCAGAAGAAGAUCAAACAGAGGCUGGAGACUUUGAUGAGGAACGUUGAAAAUGCUAAGAAGAACAUCAAGAUUAUGGAUCACCAAAAACUGGAGGACCCAAAAGCCAAUGGCUGUCAAUAAGACUGGUCACCAAAACACAAAAUAUGUCUUUAAUGCCACUAACCUCACAAAGACCUCUUUUAAUCAUGUAGGCCUACUAAUUUAGAAGGUCUCCACAUGUAGCAGCAAACAAAUCCGUAUGGGAAAAUUACAGAGAUCCUUGGGGUAAAAAAUCCGGUGAAGCAACAAACACCAUCAUUCUCCCUGAACAAAUAUUACAGUGAUUUCUCAAGUUUUACCUUCAAAACAUUGUCAUUCACACAGACCUACUUAAUAUGGAUUGUUUAAUAUAUAUACUCAAUCAUUCACAUAUGCACUUAAGUAAGACUUAAGUAAGUAAAUAGUGCUCUGUUGGAGUUCACUGGUUAUUGGAAAAUACAGUGCUUGAAAAACAAUUUAUCCAAUUUUGAAGUAUCUUUUUCACUCUCACCUUUUUAAAUCAGGCACUUGGUAAGAAUUUUUGGAUGUGCAUGUUGGCUACUACCUCUUCAAUGAAGGAAACACAAAUCACAUUAAGCUGUAGGUUUUAGUAAAUGUUUACACAAAGCAGUUUUUAUGUCAGAUCAUCAAAUAAAUAAAAAACACACUGUCUAAUAA